This is a messenger RNA of Drosophila sulfurigaster albostrigata, 730 nucleotides long. RefSeq lists its product as uncharacterized. The transcript is spliced from 2 exons. The record is from RefSeq and is a predicted model, not a curated record. NCBI's taxonomy places the organism in Eukaryota, Metazoa, Arthropoda, Insecta, Diptera, Drosophilidae. The coding region runs from base 86 to 589 and encodes 167 amino acids.
AUGCUUUUGUCAGCUGUCAGUCGAAUUGUACAGAAAUUUGUUUGUUCUAUUUGUUUUGCUAUUUCAACAAAAUUAGCUCAAUGUCAUGCCUCUGUUUAUGGGCAAUCGCCGCACUCGCGAAGAGGAUGAGACUGGACCCAUUAAGCUGACUGAGGAGUUGGACUACAAUUUCGAUUGCCUGAUGCGGGUGGCGAAGACCAUGUGCCAGACACUGGGCAGGCCAAAGGAUCAUCUCAUCUGCCGCAGCACACUAGAUGAGCUGAUCAAGUUCAAUCGAUCGGGCUCGCCGGAAGUGAAACAACAUGUCCGCAAAUUUCUACGAUUCUAUUUGCAAGUGUUGCGCUGGACGCAAACGCAUCAGCCCACAAAAACAUAUGAGAAAUGGUAUGGCGAUGCCUGUAACAGCAGAGUUGAUCCGACUGCCAACAAAGACGAAGAGUACGUUUGGCUGGAGGAGGGAGUAUCGUAUUUGGCCAUGAAACAGUUUGAGGAUGGCUCCACCAUGAUCUAUUCGGCGGUGGCCAAAGAUCCUGGUGCUGGCUGGGCAGACAACGGCUUGAGAACGCUCGCCGAGCAGUUGGGAAAUUGAUUUCAUUAUGAUAAACUAUAUUUCGACUAGUCAAAUUGUAUUGUUAACUAUUUUAAAUGUAGUCCGCAUCGUCUUUAAAUCUUCAGCCUAUUAAUGCUGAUGUUAUUUAAACAGUAUUUUUGAUAUAUAUAAACAGUAUAA